GUCGGUUUGGAUCGUCACAGUGUCAUGCCUCUGAUCCUCAAUUCUCAGAAAAAUAUCCUUCUUAUAUGUGACUCUUCAUACAUAUGCCCACUAUGUGACAGUAAAAUACAUUACAAUAACAUUGACAUUGAAAGAUGCGCAAGAAACAUUAGGAUGAUUCGGAAUUAUCAGCAUAUUCCAUUGGAGGAGCAUCAAGUUAAUACAGUUUUUCUUCGUUUGUGUGAUUACACAGACAAUUCAAAACGCAAAUUGACCCGGUUACAUGGGCAGCAGCAUGUAGCAAUUCUCGAUCUCAUGGAUGAUUCACUGUGAUGACACAUGCAUAGAAAGCCAUUAACAAACACACACGGAUCAUCUGGUAGCCAUUAGCAGCGAGUCAACGGCAACAAGAUCACAAGGGUGGGGCUCACACACUGCAUAGUCUUCUCAUGAUGUACGUGUGUGUGCGUGCUUGCGUAUGUGCAUGCACGUGUGUUUUUGUAUAAUUCUCACGUUGUGAUUAAAGGGGAAUUCCAUCCAAGGUUUGCAUGCUUCCAUACACAGGCGCACAAUGCGAUCUAUGUGAAGUGUGUUUACGUUGGUGACUCCACCCAGCAGCUUCGGAACAUUGAGAACUUUGAAGAUGUGAUUCCCUCAUGUUUUGUUGUGGUUCUUCUGCUCUUUUUAAAUGUCUUUGGGUACACUGACACACUCACGUGUGUGUGUGUGUGGUUUCUCUUUGCUGAUUUAAUUACCCGAUCUUUAAUUAUAUUAAUUGCUCGUAUGAACUAAAGUAGAUACAGUACAUAAGCAGGGACCAAACAACCAAGAGCCAAGGCAUAACACACAAAAGAAAUACACAAACAAAAACGAAGUCAAAAACCAUAACAAGAACAACUCGAGAAUAAGUUUAAAAAGUGAAUAUACAAGAAUGAAGAAUGACCCAACCCCAAAAGUAAAUCCAUAAUCGAAGAACCAAGUAAACGUUAGAAGAGCUCUACUAAUUUUGUCACUCUGUUUCCACCCUUUUGUGUGAUAUUGUUCAUUGUGUUCAAUCAACCUGCAGAUUCAGAAGUAGAAAUGUUGCUACAGCACCUUUAUGAAAGGGCUCAGUACUCAGAUUUUCAUCUUUGUUGUGUUAAAACUGUACGGAUUUGCGAGUUUGGACCCUACGCGUGUUCACGAGUCGAGGAAGAUAUGACCUUUGAUUAGAAAAAGUUAACAGCAAAUGGAUUUAUUACAAAGGAAUGUGCAAUACAGACGUUCGGGUCUUAUCUAGAUGUCUGCCGCACACGAAACGUGUGUCUUCUGGCAGGAUAGCCAAAGAAGAAGACAAAAGCUGCCCAGUAACACAAGGUUUUUAUAUGUAUGGGUCCAUGGUAAAAGUGGCUGACCCCACGCAGUCUGGUCCUGGGCUGGAAUGGUAACUUUCCGCUCCUUAUCUGUUGUCAUUCGUCUCCAUGGCAACGCCUGGGAGAGGAGGAUGCCACCAGCCGGUUUUCUGCUACAAAGUUCAAGCACAGCCACUGCACUCCACAACACACCCUUGUAUGAUUAGCAAAUGGACAACACUUUAUCUGUUGAUUAAAUGUAUAAGGUCAUAUUUAAGCAAAUAAUGAAAGUGCAAUAAAAGUAAAAUAGUCUUCAAAACUUAAAGCAUUUCAUAGGUCACAUCAGAGCAGCACGGUGGAGCAGCUGGUUAGAGCAUUGGGCUCACAGUUCUGAGGACCGGUGUUCAAAUCCUGUGUGGAGUUUUCAUGUUCUCCCUGCACCUAUGUGGGUUUUCUCCAGACACUCCGGUUUCCUCCCACAUCCCAAAAACAUGCAUGAAAUGGAGACUCUAAAUUGCCCUAGGUGUGAUUUUGAGUAUGACUGUUGUUUUUCUUUCUGUGCCCUGCGAUUGGCUGGCAACCAGUUCAGGUUGUACCUGACCUCCUGCCCAAUGAUAACUGGGAUAGGCUACAGCAGCCCCGUGACCCUUGUGAGGAUAAGCUGAAAAUGGAGAAAAUAGAUGGAUGUCUCAUCAGACGUUACCACCACCUAAUGAUUUGAAUGCAGGGAUUCCACAGUGCUCCAACAUCCUGCUCUGUUGGGAUCUGUGUGGAAGGUGCUGAAAUGUUAUUUUACAUUGGCAAUGUGAAGUUGAUGAGUGGAGAAGGAGGGAGGGAUAAUGGGGGAGGAAGAGAAGGAUGUAAUGUGUGCAGUAUGUGUGCGUGUGUGUAUGGGGAGGAUCCUUGUGCUCUUAAAGCUGCUGUGGGGGUACAUGAGGUGCACAUCUGCACUGUUGCCACAACAGUAGGUACACACACAAACACUUAAACCAUACACACACACACUGGCAAUUUUGGACGGACUCUUGACACUCCCAGGAUGCGACAGCAGGGCACAUUAGGGCUCCAUAUGGACAGCGAAGUGCCGGCGAGGGGGGAGCAUGUAACCAACUGCUCCAGAGCGCGGGGUGUUCCUCUGAUGAAAUGGCUGCUGCUGGCCACGCUGUUGGCACCUGGAACCUGGAGCCUCCUCAAUGAGGAAGAGGAGGAGCUGCUGGUUGAGCUCCACAAUUAUUACCGAGGGCAGGUGUUCCCGAGUGCCUCUGCCAUGCUGCCUCUGAAAUGGGACCCAACACUGAAGCUGCUGGCAGAGGGAUACGCUGCCAAGUGCAUCUGGAACCACAACCCAGACCUGGAGGACACUGGAGAGAACCUAUAUGCUGGCACUGGGCCCGUAGACCUGCGGGCAGCGCUGGAGAAGUGGUUCCUUGAACAUCUCUCCUAUGAUUUCCAGAACAACAGUUGUGAUGAUGACAAGAUGUGUGGACACUAUACACAGAUGGUGUGGUCAGAUACACACAGGGUGGGCUGUGCUGUGCAUCUGUGUAACAACAUGGAAGGUCUGGAAUGGGAGAAGAUCUCUUUCCUGGUGUGCAACUACUACCCAGCGGGGAACUAUGAAGAUGAGCGUCCUUACGUGGAAGGAGAUUCUUGCUCCCAAUGUCCAGAAAAACUACAGACUUGUGAAAACAACCUCUGUGUUCCCGACAUGGAUGACAAAGAUGGUGAAGAAGAGGAUGAGGAGGAGGAGAAAAAGCAGAAGGAGGAGGGUAUGCUUCUUCCUGCCGCAACAACAGAUUUAUUGCACCAGGCAGACGUCACCACCAGAAUCAGCAGAACUAGCAAAACCACCUCUCUGCUACCAACUCAUACACUUCUUUCUCCUCUCGUAACAUCUAAGUCCAACUUCCUCUCGGGUGAGGAAAAUAAGGAGGGUGUGCCUGUCCUUCUUGUCAUAACAACAGAGUUAUACCACCAAGUAGACGUCACCGGCAGCACUAGCAGAUCCAUUCCAUCCACACAGACCCCCACUACAGUCCAGAGGAAGGCAGCCAUAAGAAAGGAGGUGGAUUCAAAGGCAAGACAGCAAGAAACGAGAAUGGAGUGCGAACCAGUCUUCACAAUAUCUCAGAAAGACAUUCCACCCAUGACGAGUGCCACUUCCUCACCUUCCCCACCUCCAUUCAUUCUUCUGUUUCUUUCCUUUAUCCUGAUCAUAAUCAUGCUGCCAUUGUGUGGAAGAGGAUGACAUGCAGACAUACAGACAGACACACCCACACAGAAAAAUAUCUCAAUUUGUUCAAAACAGAGAAAUCAGGGGAAAUUUUGAGAUAUGAUGACAAGUGUAUACAUAGAACUAUUAGAAAUGUAUUUCUGUAGAAUAACUAUAGUUUCAAGCAGCACAAUAGUGUAGUGGCCAGGAUAUUUACCUUAGUUGAUUGGUUGAAUCUUGGCUCAGACCCUCCUAUGUACCAUUUGCAUGUUGCAUGAGAUAGCUAGGAAGCUAAUGAGUAUGGAUACAAACUAGCAUGAAGAGACAAGAUGGUGACGGUGACAAGGUAAAAGAAAAAAGCGACUAGUGACAAUGUAAAUCCUUCAGUGUCGGUUUAAUAGAAAGUGGACUGACACAUUUGGAGCUUCCAGCUGGAAAUAAAUGUCUACAAACAGAAAGUUACAAGAGUUUUUACAAUUUUGUGAAUUUAUUUUGAGAUUAAUGAGAUCUUUUUCAAGUUGUAAUUGUCCAGGCAGGGUUUUUAUGGUGUUUAAAUGGCAAGAGAAGAUUUGGAGCACCCAAGUGCAGGGAACCAAGGAGGAAAGGCAGGAGUGCAGGAAUAUCAAAACAUGUUUUAAAUUUCCAAAAAAGUCACAGCGGCCUGCAGUCAUUACCGAGGAACAAGGAUCGGGGCCCGCCACAGCUGCUUAGAAUGAUGGAUGGGGUCUGCAGGUACUUUUUCAGCCUGCUGCCGUAGAGGUUUUGACAAGACCAGAAAGAAGACGGGCAGAGUACACAGGAAUUCACAAAGGUGGACUAGGAAACAUUGAUGGGACGAGACAAGGUGAUGAAAUCUGCAUGGAACGAAGUGACUUUAUUUAACUGUUGAUAAUUCUGGGACUUUGAAACUGGGGCAGAAAAACAGGCAAAGCAAAUUUGACCUUUACUUGGAUGUCUCCAUCAGGGAACACGCAGAGGUUCCAAAUAGAUGACCAAUGACUUGUGCUUAGACUCACAGAUAUUGGAAAUGGUGACAAAAAAUGACAGGCAUAUGAAAAAUGACCAGGGGAAGAACCGUAAAUACCAAAAUCGAGGUCUGAACAUGUCUCAGAAAGAUUAACUACAACUUGGCUUCAUAAUUCUUUCUUCCUAAUCUGAUAAAGGUUAAGGAUAAAUUUAAAAAAGUUAAAAAAUAAAAAUGAAAACUUAAAAAAAAGGAACAAUGGGGGUCAAAACUCACCACUGCAAAACGUGACUAAGAAAGAUGACGUGGGAGAAGCCUAGCUUUGACAUAUGACAAUGAAUCAACAAGCACUGAAAGAAACCAGGGAACUAAAUGCAAACAAAUUGAUGAGAGAAGGAACACUCAGGUGACAAGGUGCAAAUGGCUGGAGGGACCUCAUUGGUUGAUAGAAAAAUGGUGGAGAGAACAGGUGGAGACAAUAAAUGAGCACAUAAGAAGACAUGAACAACACGGAACACAGUAAAAAGUAAACAAGACAAAACAAAUGAAAAAAACAUGACAGUAAUGUUGGUUUAACUGUACAUAAAGUUAUCAUAUUUGCGUGUUUGCUGUGCUUAAUAUGCUUGAACAAUAUGAUGCAACAAAGAAUGGUAAAUUGGGCGUGAAACAGCAUGAGGCGGAGAAGAAGCCACAAAGCUGCAGAUGGAUUAUUCUGCACUCCACACUCAUCAGGAAGAUUCUGCGUUCUACACUCGUCAGUAGAAGACAUGCCAAGAGUUUUCGUUGUUUAGCACAUUUGCUUUGUUUAUUACGUUGCAGACCGCCCUAACAAAAAAAGAGUGUUCUAGGGAUGUGGGCAAAACAGGCAGGAGAUUGUGACUGUACGCAUGCCCUAUGUUCUCCUCACGAGUAAACGUUCCUAUUGUCUUCCUUCUUUGAAUAUCGUACUUUAAAUGUCCUAUGUCAUGUUUAAAAAGCCUGACUCUCUAUUAAAAAAGGGCGAACAGACAAGGCUUCAAGUGUUACUUGCUGCAAGGGGAGCGACAGGGCCUCUCCCUGCUUCCAACCAACUCCUACUUGUGUCCCCUUGCAGUUUAUUUUUAUUCACAUAAAUCACAUGAUGAGUGUGUGCGUGUGUGUGUGUGUGAGAGACUGCCCGAUUGAUUACAUCUGUCUGAUUGAUGACAUCUGUUUUCAAGACAAUGAGUUAAAAGGUAGAAGCUAGGUGGUGAUGUGUUACCAACUAUAGUAUGUACAAAAUGAGAACAUAUGAAUGAAUUCUUUAACAUUUCCCUCCUGUUUAUCAUUUUGGAAAUACAAGUGGGGAUAUUAGAAUGCUGUUGCCUUUUCAGAAAGUUCAUCAUUUACACUUGAGCGUAUAAAAGGCAUCAGAAGUUUCCUUUUGGCUGUAGGUGCAUAAAAUCAGGGUCUACUUGUUGUAGAAGGGCAUAGUUCACAAAAACAUUUGAAAUUGCUCCAGCCAUCAUAGAUUUCAAACAUGGGAUUAUCAUCGUGACAAUUCAGAACAAACCCAGAACAGUAAUUAGAGAUAUAACGAACUUCAUCAUAACGAAAUACCACGGUCCAGAGGAGAACCAGGACCAAAAAUAAAAAUUAAAAAAUUGGGUGAACAUCGUUGCUCAUUUCUGAACCAUUCAGGUACGGGUACAUAGCAGCCCAGGCGAGUCUAGUGUAGAUGGUCUUGGUGCUGGAGUCGAGAAACAUAUAGGAGAAA
Molecule: messenger RNA, 6221 nt
Organism: Syngnathoides biaculeatus (alligator pipefish)
Lineage: Eukaryota; Metazoa; Chordata; Actinopteri; Syngnathiformes; Syngnathidae
Product: peptidase inhibitor 16-like
Exons: 6
Coding region: 2350-3558 (402 amino acids)
Cellular component (GO): extracellular region
Source: RefSeq, a predicted model, not a curated record